GAAGCUCGCAUUGAUUUGUGGGAUAUGUGUUUAAAACGCAACGUGUUCCAAGAUGGCGGACAAAACAACAACAACAACCUCUUUGACUUCCCAUUUGCUGUUUCCUUCAAGUGGCGAUGGUCUUGAUCUGGAUCAACCUUUUGCGUUUGCUCCAGCAUUGGUUCCCACCUCUACUGCACCAGUCUUACAGCCGUCAGGCGCAAACAUCACCCAAGAAAUCGAUUUAAAUCCAGAUGUCUUAGAGGGAGAGGUUGAGAAAUUUGUUGGUCAGCCUGUCACUCCACCCACAACCCCACGUAAAGGUGAAGUGACCCCUCAAUCUAGACAAACUGGUACCCCACCACAAAUGUACAAUACACCACCCACCGCAAGCCCACCACAGAGUAUAUAUUCACCAAUGGAAAUGCCACCAACCAUCUCAUACCAGCAUUCACCCUUACAACCACCCAUGCCAACCCAGACAACUCCAUCAAAACCUAUACAUGCGGUACCUCCAUUCACCCCUAGCCAACAAUCAGUAUUUCCCCCAGUCCAGCAAUCACCACUGCCUCCAAGUCAACAUUCAAUAUUACCUCCACCUAUUUCAUCACCUUAUCCACCCUCUGCACUGCCUUCAACCCCUGUGCAAAGAGCCAAAGCUUCCCCGGUCAGACCACAUUGGUUUUACCUAAAAGAUGGUAAAGUGUGGACCCCGUUUUCCUGGAAAGACUCAAGUCUACUGCAGCAGAGUUUUUCAAGCCCUUCAAGGGGAAAUGAUAGAAUCAUUGCAACAGAUGGUGGUCGUUACGAUGUGAACAUUGACAAGAGAACUAGAACAAGUGUAUAUUGGAGUGAGCCUAUUACAGUUGUUCGUCCCUGCACUUGGUUUUGUAAAGCACAUGAUGGGGAGAAUAAAUUGAUACCCUACGAAGAAAGCACUGCAGCAAAAUUAGAGCAAGCAUACUUGAAUGCUCAUGAUGAGCAAACCUGGCCGAAGACAGUGAACCUUGAGAAAGGGGAAACAGUGAUCAUGCAUAAUUCAAACGUCAUGGUACACUUCAGUUCAACAACAUCAGAAGAUGACGAUUGGACUGGGGAAGACAUAAGAAGCAGGCCCAAGGUUGUCCGUCGAGGGAUUGAUGACUUCGAAGCAGAGAUUGAUGAUGGGGAACCAUCCCAGAUUGAUCACUUGGUGUUUAUAGUCCAUGGAAUUGGUCCAUAUGCAGACCUUAAAUUCAGAUCACUAAUUGAAUGUGUGAAUGAUUUUCGGAGAGUCUCGUUAGACAUGAUGGAUGGACGUCGGGAAAAGUUGACAGGAAAUCAAGACAAUCUGGUUGGUAGGAUUGAGUUUCUACCAGUGCUGUGGCAUGGUGCAGUACAUGAUGACAUGCCUACUGGUGUAGACAGACGGCUGCAGUCUAUCACAAUUAACAGCGUUACAAAACUCAGAGAGUUCACAAACAACACUUUAUUGGACAUACUGUUUUUUACAAGUCCUGUGUAUUGUCAGACAAUUGUUGAUCAAGUUGGCUCGGAAAUGAAUCGGCUUCUCAGUGUCUUUCAACAGAGGAACCCGUCAUUCAAUGGCGGUAUAUCGGUCUGUGGGCACAGCCUUGGCUCCGCUAUAUGCUUUGAUAUACUACAACAUCAGGGUGACAAGCAGGAACCCAUUCAAACUGCAAGAGAUGGAAGUCGUACAAAUAUAGAAAAACCCACAAAUGAGAUAACAGGUUCACCAAAAGAGGAAUCACCACAAACAACAGAUUCAAAUAAUUCUCCUUCCCUGGAACAAAUCCUGCAACGCUUAGGUCUUGAAAACUUCAUCCUAACCUUUCAGAUGGAACAGAUUGAUGGAGAGGCAUUGAUGUUGUGUAGUGAGGAAGACUUGAAGGAGCUCAGUAUACCAAUGGGUCCAAGAAAGAAGAUAAUUUCAUACCAAAAAGACUUUGCUAAAGAAAAGGAGGCUGCAAAACAGAGUACUGGAAGCACAAAACCCCCCACAACAUCAACGCAAAACACAGACACAGCUGCAAGUACAUUCACUAAACCAGAGGUAUCUGAUAGUCUGCUUGCAAGUCGAUCAUCCUUCAAAAAUCUCUCCCAGAAUUCCUCAUCAAUUGAGGUUGUUGAAAUCCUCCAGUAUCAUCAUGGCCAGCAAGGAACAGCAGGCACUGGCCAACCUUAUGUACGUUAUCCAAAACUGAACUUUGAACCAAGAAAUAUGUUUGCACUUGGGUCACCUAUUGGUCUCUUUCUCACUGUGAGAGGAGUUGAGAACAUUGGAGCUGAUUAUAGUUUUCCUACGUGUCCUGGCUUCUAUAACAUAUUCCACCCGUAUGAUCCUGUGGCAUACAGAAUUGAACCACUAGUAAUGGAGGGUUUCACGGGUGAACCAGUGUUGAUGCAGCACCAUAAGGGUCGAAAGAGGAUGCACCUUGAACUUCGCGAGAAUCUAUCGAGAAUUGGUGCAAACUUGAAACAAAGAUUUGUGGAAUCUGUCAAAGAAACAUGGGCAACAAUUAAUGACUUUGCACGUGCACACACUGGAGUAGAAUCCCCUGAUGAACCAGACGGUCCAGGGGUGAGAAAAGACACCUCAGAUGCGGAAAGUCAAAGUGAUGUAGAAGAAAAACAGGAAUUGCAAUCAUUCUCCAUGGGGUGUCUAAACCGAGGACAGCGUUUUGAUUUUGUUCUCCAAGAGAAACCAAUUGAAAUAUUAAAUGAAUAUUUAUUUGCAUUGAGUAGCCAUGUUUGUUAUUGGCAAUCUGAGGACACUGCACUGUUUAUGCUUAAAGAAAUUUACAAAAAUUAAUUAUUCAG
This is a messenger RNA of Dendronephthya gigantea, 2799 nucleotides long. Its product is annotated as phospholipase DDHD2-like. Gene Ontology annotation, molecular function: metal ion binding; protein binding. The record is from RefSeq and is a predicted model, not a curated record. The transcript has 20 exons. The coding region runs from base 53 to 2791 and encodes 912 amino acids. NCBI's taxonomy places the organism in Eukaryota, Metazoa, Cnidaria, Anthozoa, Malacalcyonacea, Nephtheidae.